This is a messenger RNA of Danio rerio (zebrafish), 2347 nucleotides long. The record is from RefSeq and is a predicted model, not a curated record. Lineage: Eukaryota; Metazoa; Chordata; Actinopteri; Cypriniformes; Danionidae.
UGCUCGAGCGCGCGCGGCAGCUAGUUCGCGUGCUCACCACAUACGCCCAAACUACGUACACAGGGCUCCUGUUUACCAGCCAAACCCCAGGAAAAUUCACUCUGGUGAUGUCAACAACAUGGCACAAUUUAAAGCGCAAAGUGGAGUUUCGUGACCACUUUAGAUUGUGUUGAUAUUUGGGCAGCGGGAGCGAGCGGACGCACCGGGCACACGCGAUGGAGCCGCGCAUCAACAAAAAAGAGCUCCAGCACAGGGUGUUUGUGAACCGGAGUCUGACGCUUGAAAACAUCAAGUGCUAUGGCUUCGACAUGGAUUACACUCUGGCAGUUUAUAAAUCUCCAGAGUAUGAGAGUCUGGGCUUUGAGCUGCUCAGGGACAGGCUUGUGUCCAUUGGAUAUCCGCACGAGCUUCUGGGAUAUACAUACGACUCUACUUUCCCCACACGAGGUCUGGUCUAUGACACCACAUACGGUAACCUGUUGAAAAUAGACUCCAAUGGAAACAUUCUGGUCUGCACUCACGGCUUCGAGUACCUGAGAGGUGAACAGGUGGAUGAGUAUUAUCCAAACAAGUUCAUCCAGAGAGACGACACUGACCGAUUUUACGUCCUCAAUACACUCUUCAACCUCUCAGAGACCUAUCUUUACGCCUGCCUGGUUGACUUCUACACCAAAAGCACCAGAUACAAGAAUUGGCCGAAGGGGUUCAAACAUGGUGACUUGUUCAUGUCACACAGAAGCAUGUUUCAGGACGUGAGGGACGCAAUGGAUCAUCUUCACGACACUGGGACACUGAAGGAACGGACUCUGAAAAACCUGGACAAGUACGUCAUUAAAGAUCCUCGUAUUCCUGUGUUACUGAGCCGCAUCAAAGAGGUCGCUAAAGUGUUCCUGGCCACCAACAGCGACUUCAAUUACACCGAGGCUAUCAUGAAAUACUUACUGGAUGCGGCGACAAGCUCUAAGGUGAGAAACAUGGACGGACAGAACAGAAGUCUUGCUUGUGAGCAUUUUUUGAUUGCUUUGAAAGAUAUUAAUACUGUUGUGUUCCAGGGCAUGAAAAAGUCAUGGCGCUCUUACUUUGACCUGGUGGUUGUGGAUACGAGGAAGCCCUUGUUCUUCGCUGGAGGGACAGUUUUACGCCAAGUGGACACAGACACUGGGAAGUUGCGUAUCGGCACGUACACCGGAGACCUCCAGCAUGGGACGGUGUAUUCUGGAGGAUCUUCUGAUCUAGUCUGUGACUUGCUGGAUGUGAAGGGCAAAGACAUCCUCUAUGUGGGCGAUCACAUUUUUGGGGACAUCCUGAAGUCCAAGAAGCGACAGGGCUGGAAGACGUUCCUUGUGGUUCCUGAGCUUGUGAAGGAACUGCAUGUGUGGGCAGACAAAUCCAGUAUGUUUGAGGAGCUGAAACACCUCGACAUCUUCCUUGCAGAGUUGUAUCAGCAUUUGGACAGUGGAAGUCAAGAGUGUCCAGAUAUCAGUGCGAUCCAGACCAGGAUAAAGAUGGUGACGUACGGCAUGGAUCUGUGUUAUGGGAAGAUGGGCAGUUUGUUGCGCUGUGGCUCUACUAAAACACUGUUCGCCAGUCAGUUACUGCGGUAUGCAGACAUUUACUCAACCACCUGCCUUAACCUGCUUAACUACCCCUUCAGCUUCCUCUUCAGAGCCCCGCUCGUCCUGUUGCCACAUGAGGCCGCUGUGGAGACUCAGAAUAAAGAGCAGAUGGCAGAGCUGUCAGAGCACAUGCGCAGAACCAGCCUCAAGCAGCGUCAGUGUGAGUGUGAGGAUGGAGAUUGUGGACAAGAUGACAACUGUGCCGCCAGAAACAGCGCUUCCACUUCAACUUCAGACAAAUAGACAUUUUCAGUUUGUUUACUGCUGUAAAUAGGCCUAUGAUUUUUUUUUAACUUGCAUAUGUUUUACCUUCACACGUUUCCAUUGCUGUGUGUUGCUGUUCCAUAGUUCCGCUCGGAUAUGUUUCCACUUCCGGCAGAAAGUAAACGGAAUUAAUUUGCCAAGUUUGCGAUGUCUUAUUGAGUUAACAGCUGUUAUUUGUAAAGCAGGUAUAAAUCAGUAUUUAAGCAUUUUGUAAAACUUUUGUAUUCUGUAGAUUUAAAUAUGAUAUUCAGCCUUUUGUAUGACAGUCACCAUUAAUGCAUGAAAACUGGACAAGAACAAUCUGAUUUUGAAGUUUCAUUAGAAAAGUUCGUUUAUAUCUCUAUUUAACUAUUUACAUCAAUACAGGGGUUGACAUGAAGACUAUAAAAUGUUUCUACUCCUGUGAAUGCUUUGUUUACUAUUUUUCAUAAUAUUAUCGAAAUUACGAUUAAAGUGUUUAUUUUAGA